UGGUGCUUUUGUAAGCUCUGUAACGAUCAAGACCAUAAGAGACCUGACUAUUAAUUUUUAACUCACAUGCACCGGAAGUAAUGUUGCUAGUAGUUUCUGAAGGGAAGUUCUUGGGGGAAAAACGCCUGCAAAAAGCUCAAAUUUCCUACUUAAGGUCAUUCCACUUGUAAAGCAAGAAGAUAUUAAAAAAGAGCCAACCUUGCUUAACUGCCUAAAAUGAAACAAAACAGCACAGAAGUUGAGCCACUAUCAGCCAUCRACAUUGCUCUGACCAUAUCUUUUGCCAUCUUAUUGAUUGUCAACCUUAUCAGCAACACUCUUGUCUGUUGGGUUAUCUGGAGAUAUAGAGAGACGARAAACCUUAUGAAUUAUCUUGUGGUGAACCUGGCCCUCUCAGAUAUCAUGGUUGCACUGUUUAUUGCACCACAGYAUGUGCUGCGGCAUUUGUUUAAACAUCCAGAAGGCAUUGCAGGAGAUGUGUUAUGCAAAUUAGUAACAGGUGGMAACUUUAUUUGGACAGGAGGAGCAGCAUCAGCCUUCACAUUGGUAGCCAUCGCCAUCGAAAGGUAUUUUGCGGUUUCUAAUCCCGAAAGGAGUGRAGUGAGCUCGCGCCGUGUUAAAGGUAUUAUCAUUGGCUCUUGGAUAUACGCAAUAGCUUUUAAUCUGCCUUUAUUCUUCGUUAUCGAAUACGAAAAAUUAUCGAACGAUUUCCGAUGCCCCGAGAAAUGGCCGAAGGAGAUUUACGGAAAAAUCUACACCAUCGGARCAUUUUUUAUUUUAGGUGUUAUUCCAAUCGGAAUGAUGGCGAURUUCUACUCGCUUACUAUUCGAGCUCUGUGGAAAAAUGGUUUUCCAGCAACAGCGCAAUCUGACCUGGCGAUCGUGCGGCAAAGAAAAAAAGCGACAAAGAUGAUGUUCGUCGUAAGCGUUCUGUACACCAUCUGCUGGUUGCCAAACUUGAUACUCUACAUGUUAUCGAUGUAUAAGCCAUCUUUGUACACAUACUUCUCURCGUCCUAURUUGUCAGUGUUGUACUGGUUUGCGCAAACUCCACCAUGAAUCCCUUCGUGUAUACCCUACACAGUUCAAGGUUUAGAGACGARUUGAAGAGCAUUAUGUGCUGCAUUAGACACGGUCAUGUUGACUUUCUUCGAUCGCUUUGAAAMGCUAUGAAAAUAUCAGUCAAACUUCUUGCUGGUCGAUACUUUACACUUGGACACAAAUGGCGGACAUGUUGGAUUUUGACUUAAAUCAAGGAUAUGCCCGUGUAGGGAAGGCAUCCAAUCAGACGUUGCGCAACUUGUAACAUUUUUAUCUAGCCAAUCAGAAUCUGUAUCAGUCAUUGAUAUCAAUCUCUUAUUCAAUCAGAUGUUGCGCAACUAUGUAACAUUU
Molecule: messenger RNA, 1393 nt
Organism: Actinia tenebrosa (Australian red waratah sea anemone)
Lineage: Eukaryota; Metazoa; Cnidaria; Anthozoa; Actiniaria; Actiniidae
Product: orexin/Hypocretin receptor type 1
Biological process (GO): G protein-coupled receptor signaling pathway
Cellular component (GO): plasma membrane
Molecular function (GO): G protein-coupled receptor activity
Source: RefSeq, a predicted model, not a curated record